AUGCCUGACAGUCUUAAUCCAACUGUUUGCACUGCUGCUGUCCCAACAGUUGCAUCCAGCGUUAUUAAUAACAAUACUACCAUGUCUACUCAUAACAACAACAGCAAGAAUGACCACAACAACGAUGCAGAGAAAUAUUCGUGUAGUAGAUGUAGAAAGUUGAAAAAGAAAUGCUCCAAAGAUUACCCUAAAUGUAUCGCUUGUAGGAAACAUAAUUUUGAAUGUGUAUACAUCGGGAGAGCUCGUAGAAGGAAAAAAUUGGAAAUACAAGAGGCCAUAUUAAAGGGCGAAUUUAAACAAAGAAAAAGAAGUAAAUCUGACACACAAGCCCAUGCUAAAAAAAGGAACAACAGCAUAAACAAUAAUAACAAUAACAAUAAUAAUAAUAAUAAUAAUGCCAGCGAUGUAGGUUACUCAAGACUCAACAGUUUUACAACAAAUAGUACCAGAAUUUACAAUUAUAGUCAUGCUGGAAAUAGCUCAAAUUGUACUUCCAAAUCAUCAUCACCAUCGACUAAUGAUUCUGAAACUGUUUCCGAGGGCAAAAGUAGAAAACCAAAGUUCACUGCUACUUCCCUCAUAAACAUACUGAACAAAAUUAACACGGAACCAUUGAUGAAUUUUGCAACUGCCCAGGCCUACAAUCAUACGGAAAAAGUUAAUCUAUCAACCAGCCCUAAUUUUGCUGUGCUGAAUAAAAAAUACGAACAACAUGAAACGUUUGGUGCACAGUAUAAUAUUAUCCAGGGGAAAUUGGAGCAUGAGUUGCACAAACCAAUAUCUACACCCAUUAAAGCAGCAGAUAUCCAAAUAGAAAACAUUACCAACGUGUAUAAGGGGGGCAGAACAACACCGUGGGUAACUCAUUACUGUACCACGAAAGAUAACGAUGCCAUUGCUUUUAAACAUAUUGACCGUCAUCUAUAUAACAAAUUUAUUACUGCCUAUUUUAAACAUAACCAUAGGUCAUACCCAAUGCUAAAUAAGCUUGAAUUUUUAAACAAAGUAUCAACAAUCCGUGAUUUUGAAAGCAUCGAAUUGAAUGAUGCCGCGUUAGGCGGUACGGAUAAUAUAACCGAGGAACAACGUGAUAAUAAUACUAUUUUUAUUUUUCAACUCUAUAUGAUUAUGGCCAUUGGAUGCACUACUCUAAGCAGGGCUGGCAUAUUAACUAAAGAAGAGGAGGCUCUAAGUGAACAUUUUUCGUAUCUAUCCAUGAAGAGGUUUUGUAAAAUUAUGAAAUUGCAAAAUAUCGAAACCAUCAAGUGCUUAUUGCUGUUAGGGGUUUAUUCUUUUUUUGAACCACAAGGUGUUUCAUCGUGGACUAUUAGCGGGAUAAUUAUGCGGUUGACCGUUGGAUUAGGCCUACACAUUAAAGUUAGUACUUCUAAGAAAUUAAUGAUGACACCGUUGGAGGUAGAAAUGAGGAAUAGAUGCUUUUGGAGUUUUUACUGUUUUGAGAGAUUGGUUCAUACUUGUAUAGGAAGAAUAUCCAGUAUUGAUGACGAGGAUAUCACCACACCUUUACCGGAACCACUAUACGAGGAGGAAAAUAAAGAUAUCCAAGUCACAAGAAUGAUGAUUAGCCUAAGACAAAUUGGUGGGAAAAUUUAUAAAAAUGUUCAUGCCGUAAGAGCUAUACAUGCCAACAAAACCAAAAGUUUGGAUGAGAAAAUAGAAAUUAUUAAUGGAUUGCGCAGAGAACUAGAUGAGAUUUACAACCGUGAAAACAAACUGUACACCUGUGACAGCACUGCGCUAGGUAGCGGUGCAAACGAAGCUUCCAAACGGGACAUAUCGUUUCACAACUCUGACAUAUGGCUAUCGAUGAGGUAUGAGCAGCUACAGAUUGCUUUAUAUAGACCGUCCACAUUGUUGCCCAAACCACCAGUUGAAUUAUUGAAUCAUUUGGGCCAAGCUUGUCUAAGUUCUUUGAAGAAAACUUAUUCUUUAUAUAAGAAAAAAUGGUUACCAUGGAAUUGGAUUACCUUGUAUAGAACAUUAACCAUUUGUAAUUCCAUGCUGUAUUGUCUAUGUCAGUGGGCGAUUGAUUUGGUUGAAUGUAAGAUUGAGAUUCAACAGUGCGUUGAAAUUUUACAGCAUUUUGGUGAAAAAUGGGUUUUCGCCUCUAAGUGUGCCAAAGUUUUCCAGAACAUUGGUAAUUCCAUAUUGGAAUAUAGUUUGAGCGAUGGGUUGGAUGCUAACAUGAAGCAAUUGAAUCAGGAGUUGUUUGGUGCUAGCAAUGAGUAUCAAGAUAUUUUAGGUGAUAAUAAUGUGGAUAUUUCAUGGAUCGAUGAGUUAGUUUGA
Saccharomycodes ludwigii is the source of this 2307-nucleotide messenger RNA. RefSeq names its product Stb5p (gene STB5). Gene Ontology annotation, molecular function: sequence-specific DNA binding; DNA-binding transcription factor activity, RNA polymerase II-specific; zinc ion binding. Gene Ontology annotation, biological process: DNA-templated transcription; positive regulation of transcription by RNA polymerase II. Lineage: Eukaryota; Fungi; Ascomycota; Saccharomycetes; Saccharomycodales; Saccharomycodaceae. The transcript has a single exon. The record is from RefSeq and is a predicted model, not a curated record. The coding region runs from base 1 to 2307 and encodes 768 amino acids.